Messenger RNA from Danio rerio (zebrafish), 3631 nucleotides. The record is from RefSeq and is a predicted model, not a curated record. Lineage: Eukaryota; Metazoa; Chordata; Actinopteri; Cypriniformes; Danionidae.
AUGACCAGUGAUGGUCGAGAUAUUGAUGAUAGGACUGUACACCUGUCAUCGGAGGAACCAAGCACCAGUGGUUGUCCAGUCCAUGUUGACGACCACAGUGAUGUCCUUCAUUCUCCCAUCACUGCACCGACCCUCCAAACUCCAGACCAUGCUGCAGCUCAAAGUGUUGACGACGUCCCUACAGCCUGUGCCACGUCCGACUGUAGUGAGGAUGAUGUCCUUCAAGCUGCAGUGCCUUUGCUAGCUGACUUGUGUGCACGUGUUCUUCAGGACACUGAGCCACAGUCAUGCCAGCAGCAGGAUAUGGAGAAAACUGUGACUGGUCGAGAAAUUGAUGAUUGGACUGAAUACCUGUCAUCGGAGGAACCAAGCACCAGUGGCUGUCCAGUCCAUGUUGACGACCACAGUGUUGUCCUCUAUUCUCCCGACUGCAGUGAGGAUGAUGUCCUUCAAGCUGCAGUGCCUUUGCUAGCUAACUUGUGUGCACGUGUUCUUCGGGACACUGAGCCACAGUCAUGCCAGCUACAGAAUUUGGAGAAAACAGUGAUCGGUCGAGAAAUUGAUGAUUGGACUCAAUACCUGUCAUCGGAGGAACCAAGCACCAGUGGCUGUCCAGUCCAUGUUGACGACCAGAGUGUUGUCCUCUAUUCUCCCGACUGUAGUGAGGAUGAUGUCCUUCAAGUUGCAGUGCCUUUGCUAGCUAACUUGUGUGCACGUGUUCUUCGGGACACUGAGCCACAGUCAUGCCAGCUACAGAAUUUGGAGAAAACAGUGAUCGGUCGAGAUAUUGAUGAUAGGACUGAAUACCUGUUAUCGGAGGAACUAAGCACCAGUGGUUGUCCAGUCCGUGUUGACGACCACAGUGAUGUCCUCCAAUCUCCCAGCACUGAACUGACCCUCCAAACUCCAGACCAUGCUGCAGCUCAAAGUGUUGACGACGUCCCUACAGCCUGUGCCAGGUCCGACUGUAGUGAGGAUGAUGUCCUUCAAGCUGCAGUGCCAUCAGUUCCUCAGGAGAAGGAGAAAACAAUUUUCGUCAUCAAUUCACGCCAAUAUGAAGUUGGUGAUGAGCUCGGUGAAGGAGGUUUUGGAACCGUCUAUGCAGCGACUCGUUUGGAUGAUGGACUUCAGGUUGCAGUGAAAUACUGCUCGAUGUUCGACACAACGUUCAUCCGCAUUGAUGGUUUUGCUCAACCACUUCCAAUAGAAAUUGUUCUUCAAACCCUUGUGAAUCAAGGCCCAAGGGUUCCUGAAAUUAUUGAGCUUCUGGACUGGAAGGUGGAACGUGACUUCUACUGCAUGGUCCUGGAACGGCCCAUACCCUGUCAGCCCUUGAACAACUUCAUAGAAAGCUAUGUUGGGCCCAUUGAUGAAGAUGACAUACGGUUCAUCAUGAAACAGGUCGUAUUCGCAGCUCAAACUUGCUGCCAAAGAAAAGUGUUACACCGAGAUAUCAAGCUGGAGAACCUUCUGAUCAACCCGGACACCCUUGAGGUCAAAUUGAUUGACUUCGGGUGCGGGGAUAUCCUCGAAGAUGAGGCUUACACAGACUAUUCUGGCACAGCGGAGUAUCGUCCUCCUGAGUUUCUGGAGACUGGCAAAUACCACGGAGAACCAGCGACAGUGUGGUCUCUCGGAAUAGUCUUGUUUGUAAUGCUUUUCUGGAAGUUUCCAACAAGACGAGAACUGAAUACGAUCAUGAAUAAAGACAUAGAAGGCCUGUCAGAAGAAUGCUGCGAUUUUAUGCGCUGUUGUCUCAAGAUAGACCCCAGAGAGCGGAUUAAACUGGAGCGACUCAACCGCCACAGCUGGAUUAAGACCAACGAAGAGAAGAAGAGCAGCGAAAUAAUGGUCAUCAACUCAUCCUCUUAUGAACUUGGCGUUCUGCUGGGUAAAGGAGGCUUUGGACUUGUUCAAGCUGCAACCCGACUAGAGGAUGGCCUUCAGGUGGCAAUUAAAACUGCCUACACCGAGAACGUCAAGUUCAUCGACAUUGACGGCUAUCCGGAAUCACUUCCAAUGGAGGUUGCUCUUUUAGUUCUUGCAAACCAAGAGCCCGCAAUACAGGAAAUAAUUAAGCUUUUGGACUGGCGCGUGGAUGAGGACGAAUACAUCAUGGUCCUAGAGCGGCCUAUGCCCUCUGAAGAGCUGCUCUCCUUUCUCCUGCGCCAAGAGUCGAUCAUCGAUGAGGAUGGGGCACGGUUGAUCAUGUGGCAGGUAAUAUUUGCAGCUCAAACGUGCUGCAGACGCAAAGUCUUUCAUCGCGAUAUCAAGAUGGAGAACAUCCUGAUCAACCCGGACACCCUCGAAAUCAAACUGAUCGACUUUGGAUGCGGGGAAAUCCUCACCGAUGCUCCUUACACAAGUUUUGCUGGCACAGAUGACUAUGUCCCACCUGAGUAUCGGAUAACUGGCGAGUACCACGGUAAAACAACGACAGUGUGGUCUCUUGGGCUACUCCUUUAUGUGAUGAUGUGUGGAGAUUUUCCAAAUCGACACGACCUGCAAAUGAUCAGACGUAACAUCUGGACCAAAGAUCACUUGACAAAAGAAUGCUGUGAUUUGAUCCGCUGCUGUCUCCAGAUCGAGCCAGAGCAGCGAAUUGAACUUGAGAAACUGAGUCUCCAUGACUGGUUUACGGUAUUAUUUACAUUCUGAACAUUCUUUAAUAUUUGCACUCUUUUUUAUCUUCCUAAAUUUUCAUAAUUGUUUAAAAAUCUUUUUUAGAUGUUCUUUGGUUAAUAAUGCAUUAAAUAGCAGACCUCAAUUUUGUUUUUGUUUCAGCCUGAAGACCUGGAAAGACCUGCACCCGAGAACCGCAUCGUCCAUCAGCAGUCAGAGGAUCCCUCAUUUUUUAAUAUUCCCUUCUUUUUACUUGUUAGUUUUUUCUUUAGAUAUUAUUGUAUAUUUUAGUAUGACUGAUGAUAGUAGUUUUAAAAAAAACAUAAACACUUAAAAAAGGAAGUUGUAGCCAGCCAUGACAGCAACCCUGUGCCACCUCAAGACCAGAAAUCUUCAAGACCCCAGACUCAGGGACCGACUGAUUCAUCAGCUGUUACGGCAUCCCCAUAUUUUUAUUGUAUUUUUUAUUAAUUUAUUUUAUCAAUAAAUAUUUUGUUAUUUUCUGGAAAUACUAAUGGUAGUUGUGCAAUAAAAAAUUUUAAAAAAUGUUCGGCGACCAUGUAAGCAACCCAGUGCCGAAUGAAGAAAUGCUAUGUGAAAGCACCAUAGUGAUGUGCAGAGCUCUCAACCACUGCAAGACGAAUGCACAAUAUGCACAUCAACCAUGUACAUGGUACAUGCUGAACUGUACAUACAAAUUACCGACAUUUUUUAAAUAUAAAGUGAACAGGAAGUGUUUGUGGAACAACAGUGUUGCGACAGAACAUAAAAGAUCUUUGCCAGGGAACGCAAAACUAUUGCGAGGGAAAACAAAACCCUGGGAGGUAAAAACUUAAAAAUAGAUAUUUUCCUCCCACUGAGUUUUUUUUCCCACCAUCAUGUCCCUUCUGGGUCUCAGUAAAAUAGAAGGUACCAAACUGUAUGUUUAAUGUUCACUGUAAUGUGAUGUUUACUGUUGUAUUGUAUGUACAUUUUCUUUUUGUUCAAUAAAAAAUAUUGCACUCAGAAA